Messenger RNA from Telopea speciosissima, 4871 nucleotides. RefSeq names its product kinesin-like protein KIN-12E. The coding region runs from base 196 to 4857 and encodes 1553 amino acids. The record is from RefSeq and is a predicted model, not a curated record. Gene Ontology annotation, molecular function: microtubule binding; microtubule motor activity; ATP binding. Lineage: Eukaryota; Viridiplantae; Streptophyta; Magnoliopsida; Proteales; Proteaceae. Gene Ontology annotation, biological process: microtubule-based movement. The transcript has 23 exons.
CGCACUGACAGGUCACAAGCACAACAAGCCCCUUCACAUUUCAUCGCCUUCUCUGUGUCUUCACUCUGCGAAGUGCGGAUCAACUCGUAGAAUUUCUUCUCCAAAGUUCCCACAUUUACUCUUGUUUUCCCUAAUUUCACCUGCAACCCUAAAUCUAUUUGCUUUGAGGAUUCGCCGCUCUGAAUCGAUUAAGAAAUGCCCAUCUUCUCAGAGGCUGCGAGCGCUCUCAGGAGCCGGUUUAGGUUUCAAGAACCCUCGGAUUCGGAGUCUGUUCAGAGUACUCCUGUUGUGUUCAAAUCUCAACCCAAAGAGAACAACUUCUUGCUACAGUCUUCGGCGAGCCGAAGUAUUUGUGAAAGGGAUGAUCAUGGAGUUAGCGACCAGAGCUUCGAGUUUCAGGAAGAUCCAUUCUUUUGGAAGGAUCACAAUGUGCAGGUCAUCAUCCGUAUACGUCCGCUCAACAACUCUGAAAUAUCCCUCCAAGGCUACAACAAAUGUGUCAGUCAGGACAGUUGUCAAACAGUUACCUGGACUGGGCAUCCAGAGUCUCGUUUUACCUUUGAUCUUGUCGCUGACGAAAAUGUUAGCCAGGAGAAGUUGUUCAAAGUGGCUGGAUUGCCCAUGGUAGAUAAUUGUAUGGGAGGCUACAACAGUUGCAUGUUUGCAUAUGGUCAAACUGGUAGCGGCAAAACUCAUACAAUGCUGGGAGACAUUGAAGGUGGCACUCGAAGACAUAGUGUUAAUUGUGGGAUGACACCUAGAGUCUUUGAAUCUCUAUUUUCAAGGAUCCAGAAGGAAAAAGAGUCUCGUAGAGAAGAGAAGCUGAGAUUUACAUGUAAAUGCUCAUUUUUGGAAAUUUAUAAUGAACAAAUUCUAGAUCUUUUGGAUCCAUCCUCUGUCAAUUUGCAGAUUAGAGAAGACGCUAAGAGAGGUGUUUAUGUGGAGAAUCUCAAAGAAGUAGAGGUCACAAGUGCUCGAGAUGUUAUUCAGCAACUUGUUCAGGGAGCAGCGAACAGAAAGGUGGCUGCCACUAACAUGAAUCAUGCAAGCAGCCGUUCUCAUAGUGUUUUCACUUGUGUCAUUGAAAGUAAGUGGGAAUCCCAAGGUGUAACUCAUCACAGAUUUUCUCGGCUAAAUCUUGUAGAUCUGGCAGGAUCAGAGAGGCAGAAGAGUUCAGGUGCUGAAGGCGAACGUCUCAAGGAAGCCACUAACAUCAACAAGUCACUUUCAACAUUAGGACUAGUGAUCAUGAACCUUGUCAGUAUUUCUAAUGGGAAGUCGCUUCAUGUUCCCUAUCGCGAUUCAAAGCUUACAUUUUUGCUUCAGGAUUCACUGGGAGGGAAUUCGAAAACAGUUAUAAUUGCAAAUAUAACUCCAUCUAGUUGCUGUUCGUUGGAGACACUAAGCACACUAAAAUUUGCUCAACGUGCGAAGUUCAUCAAGAACAAUGCAAUUGUAAACGAAGAUGCUUCUGGAGAUGUUCUUGCCAUGCGUAUGCAGAUUCAGCAACUCAAGAAAGAAGUGAACCAUCUACGUGGUUUAGUCCAUGGAGGGGCUGAGAACCAGGAAAAUGAUAACUGGACUGUCUGCUUCCCAGGAUCCCCAGGCUCUUUUAAGUGGGAAGGGCUUGGGCUUCAGGGGUCACUUAGUCCACUUACAUCUGACAAAAGAGGAUCUCAGAAAAGAGAAUAUGAAACAGCACUUGUUGGAGCUUUUAAGAGGGAAAAGGAUAAAGAAAUUGCAUUGCAAGCAUUGGCUGCCGAAACUCAGGCCGCUAUGCAGCUGGCAAAACAAAGAGAAGACGAGAUACAGAGUUUAAAAAUGAGGCUUCGUUUCCGUGAAGCAGGGAUAAAGAGGUUGGAGGCAGUUGCUUCAGGUAAGAUAUUAGCUGAGACACACCUUUUGCAAGAAAAGGAGGAGCAUCUAAGGGAGAUAGAAGUUCUUCGCACCCAAGUGGACCGAAACCAAGAAGUGACAAGAUUUGCCAUGGAAAAUCUGCAGCUAAAAGAAGAAGUUAGAAGGUUAAAAUUGUUUGUGGAAGAUGGAGAAAGAGAGACGAUGAAUGAACAAAUCAUGCUAUUACAGAAUAAGUUACUGGAAGCAUUAGAUUGGAAACUUAUGCAUGGAGCAGAUUCUCGGACAGAUCAGAAUGGAAGCUUAAAUCUGGAUGCUGCUGCAAGCAGCGAGGCGAAUCUGAUGAUUUCCAGUCAAGAGCCACCAUCACCUUGGCAUUCUUCCAUGAGUGAGGAGAAUGAAUUCCUUCGUAUGCAGGCCAUUCAAAACCAGAGUGAAAUGGAUGCACUUCGUAAGAAACUAACCACUUGCCUUGAAGAGAAAGAAAAUUUGGAGAGGCGUGUGAAUGAUUUGGAAAGAGAGCUAGAGGAAGAGAGAGCAGCUUCCAGAGCCAUGAAACAAGAAGGAUCAAAGGAGCAACAACUGCAAGCUGAUCCACCUCUUUCUUCUGCCAUGAUUGGCCAAAGGUCCAACAUCGCUUUGGACGAUCAAAUGGAGCUUAAAACCAUGGUUGAUGCAAUUGCUGCUGCAAGCCAACGAGAAGCACAAGCUCAUGAAUCAGCUAUUUUGUUGGCAAAAGAGAACGAAGAAUUGCGCAUGAAGCUAAAAGUCCUACUUGAGGAUAACAAUAAACUGAUUGAAUUGUAUGAACGUGCUGUGGCAGAAACUAAAGUUCAUGAUAAAAGUUCCACUACUUCUUCUGACGAGAAGGAAGUCGAGAGGACAAAUGAGAUUGUGAACCUAGCGCACCAGCUUCAUGAAAUGCAGGAGGAAAAUGAAAAGCUAAUGGGUUUGUACGAGAAAGCCAUGCAGGAGAAGGAUGACCUUAAGAGAAUGCUUUCCCAAGAUAAUAUUUUGGCUGCCUCUUCUGAAGAGAAGGAAGUGGAGAGGACAAAAGAGAUUGAGAACCUAGAACAUAAGCUUCUUGAAACGCACAAGGAAAAUGAAAUGCUAAUGGGUUUGUAUGAGAAAUCCAUUCAGGAGAAGGAAGUGGAGAGGACAAAAGAGAUUGUGAACCUAGCGCACCAGCUUCAUGAAAUGCAGGAGGAAAAUGAAAAGCUAAUGGGUUUGUACGAGAAAGCCAUGCAGGAGAAGGAAAUGGAGAGGACAAAAGAGAUUGAGAACCUAGACCAUAAGCUUCUUGAAACGCACAAGGAAAAUGAAAUGCUAAUGGGUUUGUAUGAGAAAUCCAUUCAGGAGAAGGAAGUGGAGAGGACAACAGAGAUUGUGAACCUAGCGCACCAGCUUCAUGAAAUGCAGGAGGAAAAUGAAAAGCUGAUGGGUUUGUACAAGAAAGCCAUGCAGGAGAAGGAUGACCUUAAGAGAAUGCUUUCCCAAGACAAUAUUUUGGCUGCCUCUUCUGAAGAGAAGGAAGUGGAGAGGACAAAAGAGACUGAGAACCUAGAACAUAAGCUUCUUGAAACUCACAGGGAAAAUGAAAUGCUAAUGGGUUUGUAUGAGAAAUCCAUUCAGGAGAAGGAAGUGGAGAGGACAAAAGAGAUUGUGAACCUAGCGCACCAGCUUCAUGAAAUGCAGGAGGAAAAUGAAAAGCUAAUGGGUUUGUACAAGAAAGCCAUGCAGGAGAAGGAUGACCUUAAGAGAAUGCUUUCCCAAGACAAUAUUUUGGCUGCCUCUUCUGAAGAGAAGGAAGUGGAGAGGACAAAAGAGAUUGAGAACCUAGAACAUAAGCUUCUUGAAACGCACCAGGAAAAUGAAAUGCUAAUGGGUUUGUAUGAGAAAUCCAUUCAGGAGAAGGAAGUGGAGAGGACAAAAGAGAUUGUGAACCUAGCGCACCAGCUUCAUGAAAUGCAUGAGGAAAAUGAAAAGCUAAUGGGUAUGUAUGAGAAAGCCAUGCAGGAGAAGGAUGAACAUAAGAGAAUGCUCUCCCAAAUUUUCAGAGUGAACAGUGAAAUGGAUAACCUUUCAAGAGAAAUUGAAGCUGCAGAGAAUGGUAUUAAGGUCAAGGAGGAAGAGGUUACAGGCCUCAAAUUACUCUCUUCUGAAAUUCAAGAAAGGAGAAUUGUUAUGGAUAACAAAUUCUUGGCUCUGAAAUCUUUUCUUCAUCGUUUUCAUUCAUCUUUUGGUUACUGGGUACAACGAGAAGCUCAAGCUAGGUCAACUGUUAAUGCUUCCUCCUCUUAUGUAGAUCAAAAGAAAAAGGAGCUCGCCUAUCUUCAAUCUCAAAAAGAUGAAAUUGAGGCUGCUCAGAGGAAGGUUCAGCAGUGUGAUGCUGACAUAAGAAGCAAAAUCAUCUGCCUGAAGUCAAAAGUGGAGGAGGAAAACCGAAGACAAGAGGCAGAGAAGGUACUAGUUGCAAUAGAUAAUGUAGCUAUAAAAGAAGCUACUCAGAGAAAUUGGCAAUUUGCAGUCAAAGCUACUGAGUUGCUCAAGUCUGAGGAAGAGCUAACCAAGCUGCAAGCUGAGUUGAAGCAAUCACAAGAAAAGUUAGGUGUCAUACAAAAGGAAAUUGAAAAUUUGAGGAGUAGUUCUGGGAAGUUGGAGAGAAAGAUGCAAACUGUUGAAGAAGAGGUACAGACUGGUUUAUGCAAAUUGGAAAAGAUGGAGCUUAAGUUUCAGAAAGUAUCUCAAGAGAAGGAAAUACUUUUGGAUACUAUUGAGAACAAGAAUAGUGAGUUUGAACAUAUGAUUCUGGAAUACCAGCAGUGCAUAUUUGAAUCAGAGUUGAAGAAGGAAGAGAUGAAGGAAAUGGAAGAAGAGCUACAAAGAGAGAUUAGAAUCCUAGAGGUGCUAAGAGCAGCUAAGGUGGAGGCAACCCAAAAGAAGACCGAAUUGUUGGAUAAUGCCACUGAGUAUGUCAGACGCAUACAACCAGCCAAUACCUGAAGAAGAUACGUAAC